AUGGGCUCCCACCUGCUGCUCAUGCUGAUGCUGCUUCAGGCAGUUUGGAAAGGUGGUCUGGGAAAAUCCCAUUCACUGCACACCAGAGGAAUCAUCGAAUUGGCAGGAGCUAUAUCAUGUGGCACAGGACGAUCUCCCUUGGCAUAUAUAGGCUACGGAUGCUACUGCGGACUGGGAGGACAAGGCUGGCCUAAAGAUAAAACAGACUGGUGCUGCCACAGGCAUGACUGCUGCUAUGACAAAGCAGAGAAGGAAGGCUGCAGCCCCAAGGCCCAGCGGUACCAGUGGGCAUGUGAGCAGAACACUGUGCAGUGUGAAAACCUGACAGACCGCUGUGAGAAAAUGGUGUGCUUAUGUGACCAGGAAGCAGCCAAAUGUUGGGGAGCAGCCCCAUACAACCCACACUUGAUCCUCUGGCCAGACUUUUUAUGUGGACAGACUCAUCCCACCUGCCAUUUCAGAUAUGGGGGGCCAGAAUAAACUUUUUGGGACCUUUCUUCUAAUCCUUUGAACCUGAAGGUGCUGGAAUAAAAUUUUACCUCUUAUACCAGAGC
This is a messenger RNA of Apaloderma vittatum (bar-tailed trogon), 554 nucleotides long. RefSeq names its product group 10 secretory phospholipase A2-like. Gene Ontology annotation, biological process: arachidonate secretion; phospholipid metabolic process; lipid catabolic process. The transcript is spliced from 4 exons. The record is from RefSeq and is a predicted model, not a curated record. Gene Ontology annotation, molecular function: phospholipid binding; calcium ion binding. The coding region runs from base 1 to 480 and encodes 159 amino acids. NCBI's taxonomy places the organism in Eukaryota, Metazoa, Chordata, Aves, Trogoniformes, Trogonidae.